Messenger RNA from Cinclus cinclus, 2377 nucleotides. RefSeq names its product occludin (gene OCLN). Bases 258 to 1808 code for a protein of 516 amino acids. The transcript is spliced from 8 exons. Gene Ontology annotation, cellular component: membrane; bicellular tight junction; transcription elongation factor complex. Lineage: Eukaryota; Metazoa; Chordata; Aves; Passeriformes; Cinclidae. Gene Ontology annotation, molecular function: cis-regulatory region sequence-specific DNA binding. The record is from RefSeq and is a predicted model, not a curated record. Gene Ontology annotation, biological process: snRNA transcription by RNA polymerase II; bicellular tight junction assembly; positive regulation of transcription elongation by RNA polymerase II.
GUGGCCGCUCUGACUCUGGGGUGGCCACUCUCACGCUGGGGUGGCCACUCUCACUCUGGGGUGGCCACUCUCACUCUGGGGUGGCCACUGCCACUCCAGUGUGGCCACUCCGACUCUGGGGUGACCACUCCAACUGCGGCAUGGCCACUCCGUGUGGGCGGCGACUCUGACGAUGACGAAGUGGCCAAAGUCCUUCCUCCGGCGCUACCGCUGACAGAACCUCCCACGAGCCACUCUGUCCCUGUCCCCUUUUAGGGAUGCUCCCCAAAAAACCCUACGACAGCCCCGCCAGCGGCUACGGGCCACCCCCGGUCACUUACGGGCCACCAACGGGCGACUACGGCUACGAUUUCGGACCCCGCUCGCCACCACCGGGCUCCUACUACAUCGAGGACGUCCCUCAGCUUUUCUACAAGUGGUCGUCGCCGCCCGGGCUAGUGAAGGUGCUGGAGGUGGUGGUCAUCGUGCUGUGCAUCGCCAUCUUCGCCUGCGUGGCCUCCACGCUGGCCUGGGAGUACGGCUACGGUUAUGGCUACGGCAGCGGCGUUUUUGGCAACGGCCUGGGCGGGUUUUACGGCUCCGGUUAUUACGGCAGCGGGGUUAAUUAUGGAUAUGGCUACGGUGGCUACUACGGUGGAGUCACCAACCCGCGCACGGCCAAUGGUUUUAUGAUCGCCAUGGCCGUGUUUUGCUUCCUAGCCCAGUUGGGGUUUUUGGUGGCCAGCUUGAGCAAGUCCAGCGGGUCGCGCUCGCGGCGGUUUUACCUGGUGGUGCUGGUGGUCUGCGCCGUGCUGGCCUUGGUGAUGUUGGUGGCUACCAUUGUCUACGUGGUGGGAGUCAACCCGCAGGCGCAGAUGAGCGGUGGUGGCUACUACUACAGCCCGCUGCUAGCCAUGUGCAGCCAGGUGUACGCCGGGGGCACCGUGCUCAACCAGUACCUGUACCACUACUGCACCGUGGACCCCCAGGAGGCCGUCGCCAUCGCCUGCGGGUUCCUGAUCGUGCUCCUGCUCUGCCUCAUCUGUGUCUUCGCCCACAAAACCCGCAGCAAGAUCUGGAAAUAUGGAAAACCCAACAUUUAUUGGGAUAAAAUCCCGGCCGGCCCCGAAGGGCCCGACGUGGAGGAGUGGGUGAAGAACGUGUCAGGUGGGAGCAGCGUUCCGGACGAGGCCGCCACCGUCGCGUACUCGGAGAAGGGAGAGACCCCGGGGCCAGCCCCCCCCUACAGCCCCCCCGCCUACUGCGAGCCCCCCAAAAACAGCUGGAAAAGUGUCCCCAAUGUCCCCAUGUCCCCAAGCCCCUCGGAGGCCCAGGACCGUGACCAGGACCCCCCCAAGCCCCCCGCCCGCCGUGGUCGCCGUGGUCGCCGCCCGCCCGAGCCGGAGGAGUCGCGACAGUCCCAGUGCUCCCAGUGCUCCCAGUACGACACCGAGCCCACCACGGCCCCUGAGUCUGGCGAUGAGCGCGAUGGGGACAGCCAGCAGUGGCACAGGCUGUACCCUCCGCUGAGCUCGCCCUCCGCUCGCCGCCGCUACAAGGAGGAUUUUGGGGCGGGACUGCGGCGCUACAAGGAGCUGUGUGCACAGCUGGACGCGCUGGGGCAGCGGCUGGCACAGCUGGAGCAGCAGCUGGAGCAGCUGCCCGAGGACAGCGCCCAGUACCAGGCCCUGGCUGAGGAGUACAAUCACCUCAAGGACCUGAAGCGGAGCCCAGAGUACCAGGACAAGAAACGGGAAUCCCAAACCCUGCGGAAUAAACUCUUCCACAUCAAGAGGAUGGUGAGCGACUACGACAAACUUCGGGGGUGACCCCAAUGACACCACCCCCCAAAAAAAGAGAAAAAAGAAAAGAAAAAAAAAAAAGAAAAGAAAAAGAAAAGAAAAAGAAAAAAAUAGAAAAAAAAGAAAGAAAAAAAAGGGACUUUUUUUUGGGGGGGGAACACCUCACCCCACCCCCCCCCCACCAAAUUCUUCAUUUUGUGCCUUUUUUUUUUGUCUUAAAAAACCCUGAAAUUCCUCAUUUUGGAAUGCCAAGGGUGGGGGGGGGGGGGGGGGGGGGGGUGUUUGUUGAUGUGAUCCUCCUCCACUCUAAAAUGUCUCCAAAUGUUCCCUAAAUGUCCCCCACACCCUCUGGGACCCCUCCAGUGCCUUCCCCUGGUUGUAAAUAGGGUUUUUUUAUGGGGUUUGCACUCCCCUGGCUGCCUUAAAAGGGGUUUUGGGGGUCCCAAAUUGGGGUUUGGGGGACAAAAAAACCCUUUGUUGGUUUUUUUUGGGACCUAAAUCCCAAAAUAUUUUAUAGGGAACAGUGGGAAUUGUGUAAUAUUUUAAUUGUUGGUGGUUUUUUUUUGUAAUAAAUGAAGUGUAAUUGUUGAUUUUAA